AUGUACGAAGUACAUGUCAUUACAUCAUACCUGACAUCGGAGAAGCACGCGGAAGGUCCUGACAGCUGGAUACUGCACAAGGUAUGCUAUGCGUUGCUUUCCCUGAGGUCAUUUGUCAUGUCUUCAUCUCUCUCCCUGCCUUGGGCAACCGAGGCUGUUCGGAUAGCAAGCCACUGGCAAGUAAACGGCCCAUCCGCUGACUGCACCCACCCAUGCAAUGCUGCCGGCCGCUUCUCCCAGCCGAUGAGCAGUCUGAUCAGGCAUUCCAGCCUUUCAGAAAGACCACUCAGGAAGUCCAUCCCGAUGAGAACAGCUCCCAAUCUGCGCCAAGACCCCUCCAGGACCAAAGGGGCGAUCGCCCCUCCGCCGCACGGACAUGAAUUCCCGGGAACCAAAAGCGAGAAGGAGAAAAAGAGACGUCUCCACAAACAAAAACGACAGAAUCGCAAAAAAUGGUCAUGGUUCGCGUACUCAAGCCUUUGGAAAAUAGGCCGAGGUAACUUCAAAGCAUCGAGCGCCCCUUUCCCACACCCCGCAAAAUCCAACAUAGAUGAGGUGAGAUGCAUCGCGCAAGUAAUACAAUGA
Molecule: messenger RNA, 585 nt
Organism: Sodiomyces alkalinus F11
Lineage: Eukaryota; Fungi; Ascomycota; Sordariomycetes; Glomerellales; Plectosphaerellaceae
Exons: 5
Coding region: 1-585 (194 amino acids)
Source: RefSeq, a predicted model, not a curated record